Messenger RNA from Aureobasidium musti, 1980 nucleotides. NCBI's taxonomy places the organism in Eukaryota, Fungi, Ascomycota, Dothideomycetes, Dothideales, Saccotheciaceae. The record is from the annotation of a GenBank genome assembly.
AUGACAGACGUGUGCAUCGUCUGCUUGGGCGACCUGCGCCUCCGUCCCGAGGAUGUCGAUGCCGAGACAGAUAUUGAACUCAUCAAGACCGAGACUGAGAUUCCUACGCCGCUUCCUGUGCUUCCCUCUGAACAAAGGUACUCAGAUCCUGUCCUCACCGAGCGUUAUAAUCCCCUGGAGCUUCUUCAUCGGUCCCGUCGAUUCCUUGAUCGCUUUGAUCGGCUUGAUAACACUUGCAUGUGCCGCCGCAUAAGCUUGGAUGGUGACGUCUCCCCCGCCUUCGAAGACCUCCUGGGGGAUUCAUCUUCGUCUCAACACAGAACCCGUGCUGACUGUCCGUACAGCAAGCAUCCCAUAGACGAUGAAAUUGUCGCCCACCUCCUUCCUUGCGGACACAACCUUCAUGAUUCAUGCUUGCGUCCUUGGGUCGAACGAGCCAACAGUUGUCCCAUAUGUCGCGCAAGCUUCAAUGUCGUCGAACUUCGCAACUUUCUCGAUGGCCCCGCCCAUUCUUCCUACAUUGUCGAGGAGAAACAACAACAAGCUGAACUCGACCCCACCUUGAUCAUCGACGAUGCCUUGUUCGACGAAGAGGCUCCCUGCCUCGUUUGUGGUAACAUCGACAGCACGCAUGCAACCAUGUAUUGCGAUGGAUGCGAUGGCUCCGUCCACAUCUUCUGCGCUGGCUUUAGCGAUGCCACCGCUCCAGAUGUCUGGUACUGCGAGUCUUGUCAUCGGGAGUUAGGUACCAAUGCUGCUGGCCGCAGAGCCAACACACGAGCUCGCAAUCCAAGACCCAGAAGAGCAGGAGGUAGACGUCCGGGUACAGAAGCUUGGGAUAGAGUUUGGGCAAGUGUCUGGCGCCGGCUGAACCUCGAUCUUGACUUUCCUCAUGAAGACGAAGACCUCACAACCAUCCAUCGUACUCCAGCUCAACGACGAGAGCUUGCAGCCUGGACUCGCAGACUUCAAGUCGCCAACCGUCAAGGUGCAGCAAAUCGCUUUAGGGAUACCGCUUCUACUCUACUGGAUCGAAGAAACCUUGCCGCUGCUCACUCGCCAGAAUCUCAAGAAGAACUCCGCGCCUGGAAUGCGCUUGACAAGGCUCGCGCACUCGACCCAGAGGCACAGGCGCCGCCCAGCAGAAAACGCAAAUCCGCUACUGCUUCUCCUGCCUCUCCCCGAGACAACACAACAGAGCGCGAACAGGCUGAGCCACAGCGCAAACUCAAACGACCGAGGACCAAGAGAAACAUGACGAUCCCGACACUUGCAGAACCAGGCCCAUCUACAAUCGAAGUCCCUGUGCGCCCGAUACAGAGACCUACCGAAGGACCAAGCUUCCUUACUCAACUCCUUCAAGAAGUAGAGAAACAGCCAGCACCUGAAGAAACGGGCUCACCAGAUGCUGAAGCCAAUUCCGGCGACGAACAGCCUGGACCAUCCAACCUAGCAUCUCCUGGAGCAUCUCCAAUUCACUCCGGCCAGGUCUCUCCCCGCGCAUUAUCUGUUACUCCUCCACCUCAAGUUGCACGUCCUAGGCCGACCUCACCCAUGCCUCUCACAUCGAUCGUUCGACCUCUUGCUUCCCUCACUUUUUCUCCUAUUACCAAUGGCAAGGACGAGAGAGGCAGAUCACGUCGACAUGCUCAGCAACAGGUCAGCAGUCCACCAAGAGAUAUUUCACCAAGCUCUCCAUCGCGCAAUAUGUCAUAUUCAACCAAGACUGAGAUUCAACGCAUGGUUAAAGCUGUCCUUGGCCCUCGUUAUCGUGGAGGUGAGAUAAACAAAGACCAGUACACCGACAUCAACCGAGAUGUAUCUCGCAUGCUCUAUGACAAGGUCGGCGAUGCUGAAGGUUUGGCCAACCAAGAUGGCCGCGAAAAAUGGCAGGAAGUUGCUUCGGCUGAAGUUGAACGAGCAGUGCAGACCAUUCGUUCACAGGAGCAGAACACAGAAACCUUUUCACAGGACGUUUAG